AUCAUGCCUACAUCGUUGCAGUGGAGGUACACAUGCGCACGCCAGCGGAUCUUUCAAGAACGUCCUUGCUGAGGGCAAAUUGGAGCAUCGAGAAGCCCGCGUGAUGUCCAUAUUGAACAAAUUUCCCGGUGUCCAAAUAUGACCUUGCCUGGGAAAUGGAAGAACCUUGGCCAGGCACCCUAAUCGACUGUCUCUUCAGAUAAUUUCAGUGAAGUGAGAUUGAUCUUCAAAGUCGUUAUUCAUAUUGAUCCAUCAGGGCUUGCAUGAAAGCUCCUGCAGGCCCACUUUCCAUUACAUUAUGUACAGCUCAGCAAGCAGCUUAUAUCUACAGUGCCCUGCCCACCUCGCGAGUCUGGCAGUGGGAGACAUCCCCGAACAGAAACGCCUUCCCAGUAUACAGACAAUCGACAGAGGCCAAGCUCAAGCUCGGCUACUGUCUUCGGAACGCUGGCUAUCAUAAGCCGAGGUCUGAAACGACGUCUGUGACAACAUCACUUACACCCGACAGAUCCACGGUGGGAUCUAUGUCAACAGUAGGAUCGAUAUUGAUGCUGUCGGCGCCGGGGCUGUUGCAGUUGGUAGGACUAAAUGACGAGCCGAUGCAGUCGUCAUCUGAACGGGCGUUUAUCUCUGGCUCCGGUUCUGGUUCGGCAGCUCUAAUGGCGAUGGUCGGGUCGAUGUCGAGGGACGGAUCGACGUUGACGCUAUCUGCGCCGGGACUGUUGCAGUUUGUCGGGCUGAAGGAUGAGCCCAGACAGAGGUCGCCUCCCACGUCUGGGACAGGAAGAGCCAGAAUCGUGCUGGAUGCAAAGAAGACGAGGAGAAGACUUUUGAAAUGCAUCUUGAAGGGUCGAUGUGUUAAGCCUCUUUGCGUGACGCUGGGGGAGUGUAGAGCGAGUGACUGGGUGUAGGUAGAGGCGUUGGGUAGGACGAAAGUGGGAUCUGCCAGACGACCUACCGGUACUAUAUAACCACGGCACGAUGCGCUGUGUCAAACACGUUGAGCCAUUCGUAGCAAGAUUACCAAGGAAAGCUGCUCCAUCUCCUGUACGGAGUAGUGCUUUGCUGAUCACUGGCCUUGACCUUGGUGAAAUCCUAGGCCUAAAACAGAUGCGCAAAGAAACAAAGCUGUUCAGGGCAGAUCUCUUUCCGUACGUGAUGAAAGUCGCGACCCUCGUUCGCUCUUUCAGGGCAGAAGUAAGCAGUGAUAUGCAGGAAGGCGGAUCCCCGGACUUGUGGCGUUCCGCAUCGACGUAAAUGCCCUCUGCGGCUCUCGUCGCCUGUU
Molecule: messenger RNA, 1285 nt
Organism: Exophiala viscosa
Lineage: Eukaryota; Fungi; Ascomycota; Eurotiomycetes; Chaetothyriales; Herpotrichiellaceae
Exons: 1
Coding region: 264-911 (215 amino acids)
Source: RefSeq, a predicted model, not a curated record